This is a messenger RNA of Hyalella azteca, 477 nucleotides long. Its product is annotated as adhesive plaque matrix protein-like. The record is from RefSeq and is a predicted model, not a curated record. The transcript has 3 exons. Bases 1 to 477 code for a protein of 158 amino acids. NCBI's taxonomy places the organism in Eukaryota, Metazoa, Arthropoda, Malacostraca, Amphipoda, Hyalellidae.
AUGUUAUUUGUGUCGCUUGACUUCCCCAGCAGCAAAUCAACGACACCACUCUUCCCCAAGCCCCUCCCGUCGUUCUAUCGUGAGCCGCCGUCAUAUUGUGAACCGCUGUCGUAUCGUGAACCGCCGUCCUAUCGUGAACGGCCUUCAUAUCGUGAACCGCCCUCAUAUCGUGAACCGCCGUCAUAUUGUGAACCGCCCUCAUAUCGUGAACCGCCAUCAUAUUGUGAACCGCCGUCCUAUCUUCCGCCUUCUUAUCGUGAACCGCCGUCCUAUCGUGAACCGCCAUCUUAUCGUGAACUGCCGUCCUAUCGUGAACCGUCCUCAUAUCGUGAACCGCCGUCAUAUGCAUUGUCUGAUGUAUCGCAGUCUUCGCAUGUUGAGGUCGGCGUUACUGAACGCAGCUCAAACUCCGCCAACUCUCCAGCGUCUCCCUACAUUGCGAGUAGGGAUCCCCCAAAUACUCCAGUGCCUUUUUAA